Molecule: messenger RNA, 1942 nt
Organism: Aureobasidium musti
Lineage: Eukaryota; Fungi; Ascomycota; Dothideomycetes; Dothideales; Saccotheciaceae
Source: the annotation of a GenBank genome assembly
AAUGGCUUAUCAAACAAAAUUUGAAGCCAUUCGGACACAGACGAAUGAAUCUGCUCACACUUCUUUGAGCAGUGCCUAUGGAACUGGAGACAAGACCGAAGUCGAGCCUUCAAAACUCUCAUGGUGGCAAGCAAGUAAGGCGAUCGGAGCCUUGGUAGACAUUCUUGCCACAGCUUUCGCUUGCACGUUCUUUGUCUUCGCCCUCGCGGUCAAGAUGAGUCAAGACAUGCCCAUGGAGAGUUCACGUGUAAAGCUUCUGCUAAGGUUGUCCAAGNGCUCUACUUUCUACCCUAUUCUUUUCGCCGCUGUUGUCGGUAGAGCUCUCAAGUCGAUUGCUUUUUGGAAGCUCGAGAGGGGCGGAAGGGUUGGAGCACUCGACCAAGUGCUUGGCAGUAUGACCAUUGUUCAGACGGUUUUUACACAGCUCCAGAUGAAAUCUUUGAGCUUCCUCAGUUUACUUCUCAUAGUGAUCUGGUCGCUGUCACCAAUAGGCGGUCAAGCUUCACUACGAAUCCUCGAUACGGCAAUAAAUGCGACCGAUACCACACGACCACUACAGUAUGUCAACACCAGCUCAAACGUGUUGAUCGGGAUCUACGAAGGUGCAGACACUGCAUCACAGUUUGUGCCGGUCAAUGCGCUCUUUGGUGCAGCGUUGGUGGGCGCAUCGUCGAGCUUAUCGUCCUCUGUUGAUGCUUGGGGCAAUAUAAAAAUCCCCUGGAUCGAGAACCUGAAUUCCUCGAUGGCAGACGCUGAGGGAUGGUAUCCAAUACCGCAGCUCAACUCAAGCGAUGAAUACACAUCCCUGAUCGGACUACCACUAUCCAUUAUCUCGGAUGCGAGCAACUUGACGACAUCGUUCGAUAUUGAAACAUCUUACUGGACUCUUUCGUGUCCUGUAUUCGAAGACUUGGGUGACGGUAAUAAUGCGACUGGCUACCCUGAUGACACGGAGUGGGCGAAGUUAACAGCGGAAAUGUCCCAAUUCAUGGACCCUAGUGUGGAAUCGCUCUACAACACAACUGAGCCUGGCCAGGGCCAAAAUCUCUAUUUGUACUCCGUGAACAUGUACAACUACAACCAGUCUCGGGACUCCCCAGUCAACACUCGGCCGCGGCACAUUACCUACAUGGAAAACAACAACGGUCCUGCCCACUGGGUGGCAGCUAAUUGCACCAUCAGAACCACGUACGUCGAAGUCUACGUGAGCUGUGCAACAGGCAGCUGUACAGCGGUAGAGAUGAGAAAAUCGCGCAAACCAUGCGCACCGGAAAGCUGGACCCAGUUUGACAUCGCCGGAAACGCAUUCUAUUGGUACAGCACACGUUUCGCUGAUGCUCUUGCGGCAGGCCAUUCUGUAGUUGCGACUCCAUAUCAGAAUUUCAUCAUCACUCCGAAUGACCCAUUCGCUAUCUCUUUCAACGUACCACCUGUCACAGCGGUCUCGAACUCCACCUUUGCCCUGCGGCUGAGUCAAUUACUCAACACAUAUUGGAUGGCGAUGCUGGCACCGACGGCAGUCCCCAAAGGCCUUCGAAAUUCGAAUGUCACUGCAGAUACGGCAACCAUAGGCACACUACUAUCAAACACAACAGCGACCGAGACACGAGAUAAAUUAGUACUGCAGUGCAACACGUUCUGGUUCGUGGUUCUUCUACUGUCGUCAGCCAUCACAGCCUUCAUAGGUCUUUNNUGCGGUCUGGUAGCAUCUAUAUAUCGUCGCGGACCAGACAUCGCAUUCAACAUCUCAUCACUGGUCAAAGAUAGUCCAUUCUUUGAUCAAACAUCUGUGGCAACUACACUCAGUGGUACAGACAGGUCCAGACUGAUGAAGGAUUGGUAUGCUAAGUACGGAGAUGUUGCGCCCGAGGAUGAGGUCGGAUACAUCGCUAUUGGAAGCGGAAAUGUAGCAGAUCUGCAGACAGGACGUCGUUUGUACAGG